Molecule: messenger RNA, 2740 nt
Organism: Halteromyces radiatus
Lineage: Eukaryota; Fungi; Mucoromycota; Mucoromycetes; Mucorales; Cunninghamellaceae
Exons: 3
Coding region: 122-2629 (835 amino acids)
Biological process (GO): negative regulation of transcription by RNA polymerase II; positive regulation of transcription by RNA polymerase II
Molecular function (GO): zinc ion binding; RNA polymerase II cis-regulatory region sequence-specific DNA binding; DNA-binding transcription factor activity, RNA polymerase II-specific
Source: RefSeq, a predicted model, not a curated record
ACCCUUUUUCUUGUUUUUUUUUCACUUUCUUUUUUUUCAAUUCUUCCUUUUUUUCUUUUUUCUUUUUCUUCCCCUUUCCUCUUUUAUCAGUUUUAUUCGCGGUUUAUUUUUUUGGAACGAAAUGAACGAUCAAUCAACCGAAAAGAGAAAAGGCAAUAGUAAAAACGACAAGAAAAUAGAUCUCAAAACAUCAACUUUAACUUCACCACCUUCAGUUGCAGCAGCACUUCUUUCAGAUUCUUUAUUUCCUCCACGAAAACCAAAACCAAAUACCCAUAUGGACGAUUCAGAUACUGACGAUACAGAUAGUGAUACAGCAAGUAAAAAAGACCCUUUAGCGACAUCUGUAUGGCGAUUAUACACAAAAGCAAAAGAUACAUUACCUAAUGGUUCACGUUUGGAAAACCUUACAUGGCGUAUGAUGGCAAUGACGUUAAAAAAGAAAGAAGCUACUGAAAAAGUCAAAUCGGAACAAGAAGACACUGAUAUGGAUGAUACAAAUAUUGAUAAUAUAUCUUCUUCAUCACCACCUGCUCCUGACGAUACCACUACUAUGCUUUCUUCCUCAGCACCUCCUUAUACAAUCGAUUUUAUGGGUGGUGGACCAGUUUUUAGACGUACUCCUCCUCCACGAUCAAAAGCUUCUCAACUCAACAAAAAUGUACUUGUUUAUGGAUCAGCACGAGCUUCUUCACCUUUAUCACCUUCUCAUGAAUCUGAUACAAACUUUUAUAGUAACGAGUCUGGCGGUACAGGAUUAUUCCCUCAAACAUGUGGUAAUGGCACCAAUAGCAUCACAAUUCCCGUAGAUUUACCAACCGAUUCUGAUAUGGAUGAAGACAAUGAAGAAGAUUUUAGAAUGUCAUUCCAACCAUCAUCAUCAUCAUCUUAUGUUCCGCAUGAGGGCAUGACCUUUUCAAGUCAUUCUGUUCCCACGACUCAACAGCAACUUCAUCAUCAUCAUCAAUCAAUAGGAUUUAAUCACAGUCAACAACAUCAUCAAUCAUCUCAACAUCAACCAGCAUUAUUUCCUCGUUUGGGUUAUACCGUCUUGCAGCAACCUUCUGCUACAGGUUCACAUGAACAAAAUCUUUUGCCUGCCUCUUUUGACAAAUCUACUAUUCAUCCUGGAUCUCUCAGUUUUGAAGCCUUACUUCAUAUGUAUGCUAAUCAACCUCAACAACAACAACAGCAACAACAACAACAACAAAUUAUUCCUAACAAUAAUGAUACUUCACCUGUACUUCUUAACACACAUCUACCAGUGACUCCAACUGACACUCGAUCAACCUCUUCUUCUUCAGAUACAUCAAACAGUGCAGCAACUGGUGAAAAUGACAAUAUAAAUUCCACAUCACCUUCGACAGAGACAAAAACGGAUGACUCGGCUUCAAAAAAGGAUACUACUAAUGCAUCAUCAUCAACUAUUACAUCUUGUACCAACUGCAAAACAACUACGACACCUCUAUGGCGACGAGAUCCCGAAGGACAUCCUCUUUGCAAUGCAUGUGGUUUGUUUUUGAAGUUACAUGGUGUAGUACGUCCCCUUAGUCUGAAAACAGAUGUCAUCAAGAAACGAAACCGAAGCGGUAGUACGACUGGAACUACUGGAUCCUCGCUUGGUAAUAAUAAUAAUAAUAAUAAUACUGGCACCAUCGGCAACACUCAAUCGAAUAGUAAUAAUGGUGGGCGUGGCGUCAAAGGGAAAUCAUCAGCUUCAUUUUUAUCGUCGACUACUGGCUCCAAAGGACCAACAAAUGGAUCAACUAUGGGCGUGAUAGGUAAACGAUCAAGUGGAACGGGUAUGAUCAGUAUAUCUUCAGGUGGAUUUGGAGACAAGGGAAUGACACCAAUCACCAUGGCACCCCCAACGUCAGCGGCAAGUUCUAUCGCCAGAUCAGCUCCUAAUUCAAAUACACCAAUAACUACAUCCACUCCUUCCUCAACAACCUCUAUGAUCUCCACAUCACAACAAACAACACCAAUUGUUACUCGGCCUAUUACCUUUGCACAGACUCGAUUUAGUGAUCAAACUUUGAAUAAACGACAACGACGACAUUCGAUGAAUACAAAGAAAAAUGAAAAACCAUCCACAUCUUCGCCUUCAUUAUCAAACACACCUCCUGCAAUGAUGAUUUCUGGAUCAUUACCCGAUCAUCAAUCUUCAAAUAAUAGUGGAUUCCGUGAUACUUUACUGCGACAGCAACAACAACAACAACAACUUCAACAAUCAUCAAUAACGAAUCAUACUCCUAGAGUGAUUUUACCUAAUUCUCAACAACAACAACAACAACAACCAAGAGAAAUUUUACCAACAGUUGGAAGUGCGCCCAAUUUAUCACUUAUGGGAAUAUUGGCAGCACAGCAACAGCAUUCAGGUGGCAUGGAUACUUCACAUCAUCAGCAACAACAGUCACCUUUAUUAUCUCUUACAUCUGAACAAAUUCAACAACUACUAUUAUUACAACGAGCAACACAGAUGGCAGCAGCAUUAUCCAACGGAAACAACAAUAAUAGUAAUAAUACCAAUAGUUCUUCGUUACAGCAAAGCAUGUAUCAUCAACAAGCAUCUACAACUUCCCAACAACCAUCCUCAACACAUGACCCGUAUUUGAUGGAUCAUGAUUGAAAUACAUAUUAUAUAUAUAUACAUACUUUUGUUACCAUUAUAUUUAUAUACAUACUUUAUUUUUAUUUUUAUUUUAUUUGUACGAUAAACAAUGUUUUCCCCCUCCUUUUU